This is a messenger RNA of Salvelinus namaycush (lake trout), 1562 nucleotides long. Its product is annotated as polyhomeotic-like protein 2. Gene Ontology annotation, cellular component: PRC1 complex; nucleus. Gene Ontology annotation, molecular function: protein binding; zinc ion binding. The transcript is spliced from 7 exons. Lineage: Eukaryota; Metazoa; Chordata; Actinopteri; Salmoniformes; Salmonidae. The record is from RefSeq and is a predicted model, not a curated record. Bases 78 to 1490 code for a protein of 470 amino acids.
AGAAAGGGAAUGUGGAUAAGAGAGGAGAGAGGGUGGGAGGAGAGGAGAAAGAGGGGACUGGAGGAGAGGAAAAAUGGAUGGAGAGAGUUAAAGGAUUUGAGACACUGAGAGAGAUGACAGAAGUAGAGGAGGGGCAGGAAAGGAGGAAGAUAGAGGGAGAGGAGCAGAGAGAGAGGAUGGAAGUAGAGGAGGAGGAGCGGGGAAAGAGGAUGGAAGUAGAGGAGGAGGAGCGGGGACAGAGGAUGGAAGUAGAGGAGGAGGAGCGGGGACAGAAAGAUGCAAUGAAAGGAGAGGAGGGGACUACAAUAGACCCACACCUCAAUGCAGACCCGGCUACUCAGAACCCUCCCUCAGAACCCCCCAUAAACAUCCAGAGACCAUCAGACCGUCCCAUAGAGCAAUCCCCAGACCUCCCCCACGUGGACCAAGAGGACUUCUGUGAGAACAUGUUCAAUCAGUCUGACAACCAAUCAGUCUUGUCCAGUCUCUCCUCUCAGUCUCCCCCUGCCUCACCCUUCCUCACCCUUUCAUCUGACCUCCCCCCUCCUCUCCUGCCUGUUAGCCCUUCCCACCCAGAAACCCUCAGCCUAUCACAGAGCCGCCCUGAGACCUUCAGCCUAUUGGAGCGCAAGCCUUGGUCACAGAGGGUCUGGCCAGAGGGUGGGAGGCGUGUCUUAACUCACCUGGUGGAGGGCUUCAUCAUACAGGAGGGGCUGCAGGCGUUCCCGGUGAACCGCUCGUCUCUGUUGUUGGGAGGGCAGGAGGCUAUCUCCCAGAAUGGGAACAGAGAGGGGGCUGAGUUAUUACUGUUGACAGACACACCAGAGCCACCAGAAUAUUCCAGCGAAUCAGAACAAGAGCGCAUGGCUACAAGUGACAAGCUCACAGGUCCCAGAGAGAGACAGAGGGGAGUGUUACAUUGCGAGUCUUGUGGGAAGAGAGGCCACGCCCACUCCUUCCACCGCUCCAAGCGAUACUGCUCCACUUCCUGUGCCCGCAGGUAUAAUGUAGGGCUGGCCAAGCGUCUGCGUGCCCUAAGUGCUGGCAGCCACCUAGAGGGGCAGCGCUCUGAGAUAAACAAGGUGGAGUCUGUGCCUGGGAAGCCUCUCCUACUGCGACUGCCCCGUGAAAUAUGGAGCGCCCAUAGCCGUGACAACGAAGAGGAGGGGCAUGCUGUUCCCACAACGACCAGGCUGGAGCGCCGAGCGGCACGGAGGGCGAGGAGAGCCUCAGAGCCAGCGAUGACCCCUAGUAACCCCACUGUGACCUCUAGUGACCCCUUACCUGCACAGUGGAGCGUCGAGCAAGUCUGGGACUUCAUACACAAACUGCCAGGUUGUGUCGAGGUUGCGGAGGCGUUCCGUGUUCAGGAGAUAGACGGCCAGGCCCUGCUGCUGCUCACUGAGGACCACCUGAUGACCAGCAUGAACAUCAAACUGGGACCAGCUCUCAAGAUCUGUGCCCACAUCAACACACUCAGACACAGAUAGAGAGGGAGGAGGAGAGAUGAGUGAAGGAGGUGAGGUGGGAGGAGGAGAGAUGAGAGGAGGAGAGAUGAGAGA